This is a messenger RNA of Xyrauchen texanus (razorback sucker), 669 nucleotides long. It is a transcript of the gene ube2o, whose product is annotated as ubiquitin-conjugating enzyme E2O. The record is from RefSeq and is a predicted model, not a curated record. The transcript has 2 exons. Bases 235 to 636 code for a protein of 133 amino acids. Lineage: Eukaryota; Metazoa; Chordata; Actinopteri; Cypriniformes; Catostomidae.
GCCAAAACAUUUAAAUGGAAGACUCUUGCAUUUUUGUUGAAUGCGGUAAUUGAACGCAUAAUGAGUUGAGAUGGAGACUGAUGUAAUAUCAGGACAGUGAUAACAGGUGACUCCUCCUCCGAGCGGCGCUUUACGUACAGACGUAAACACGUGCUGAUCCUUCACACAGGUCUCUGUUGGUCUUCACUUUGCUCCAUCCCUCUCCUCCCUCACCAUUCAGCAACAGCACCAGAGAUGGCGGAACACAUCACAGCGGCGCUCUCUCCAGCCGUGAGCCCGAGCUCCGAGCCGCCGUCCGGUGCGCUCACUCCCACAGAAGGCGGAACGCAGCGGCUCCUGUUUACGCAUGACCUGGUCUCCGGAAAACACGGCGGAGCGAUGCGCUUCGGGCUUGUACGAAUGAUUCACGGCGAGGAGGAUUUUGAGGAUUCAGACUCGGAAAUUGGCGGAGGGAGAGGAGGAGGAGGUGGUGGUUGUGGUGGUGGCGGCGGCGGCGGCGAUGGUGGAGGCGCUCGCAGCAACUCAGACAACGAGAGUGGGGCGGCGGACACACGGUCAUGGCCUCUCGGAAGAGGGUUCGUGCGAGUUCAGUGGUAUCCCGAAGGGACGAAGCAGGAUGUUCGGGAAACGAAGUGAGUUAAGGAUGGAUUGAAGUGAACCGAAAGGUGA